UACUGCGGAAGCUGUUGCUUCCAAGCUGCAGCUAGGAAUCACAGUCAGUCUUCAAUUCGUUACUGCUAGCGAAAGCAUCUCUACAAUCAAGAAAGAGAGCAAAGUUUUCAUUCAAUAUUUUAUCUACCACGGACUUGUUUUCACUGUUGUACCACGUGUGCAGAGUUCAGCUUCAUGUUGCGCAGCAUGAAGCUGGAUUACACGGUUCAAAUAUUUAACCCAAUGGUAAACAGCUAGAUCUGUUUCGAAAACAAUGGUGAUUAAUGAACACUAACAUUUCUAAGGAAACUCUCUCAGAAAACAAUUCAAACCAUUCACUAACAAAAUGACAGAUACCACUCUUUGAUACAACGCUGUGAUACAACACUGUGAUACGACACGGACGCACAUCAGAUUACAAACGUGAAAUACUUUGCAAGAGAAUAGCGGAUACAUGAAAACCACGGCUGAUAAAUAACAUAAUGGAAGCGGAAACAAACGCAAGUGUUGUAUAUCUUAAACAAAGAUUUGAACAAAGGAAACAUUAUUAAAUGAAUCACAGGACCUAUUGUAAUCCAGCUAUAUAAGAACACCAAAAUAUUAAGUUAAUAUACAAACACACACAGAAACACACACACUCACACACACAGACACACACACACAUAUGCAUAUAUAUAUACCACCAUAUGCACAUAUACACACAUAUAUAUGACUAUAUAUGUGUGUAUAUGUAUAUAUGUGUACAUACAGAAAUCAUAGAUAUAUAUACAUGAAAUAUUAAAAAUGGCAAGUAAUCGCAUUCUACCAAACUGUACACAAAUCGCAAUGCAGAAUGCUACUGCAACAGAGGAAGCCGAAGAGAGAGAAUACAGUGAAUUUUAUACGCAAUCGCAAUUUAUUACUGGUCUUAUACUUUAUCCUAUAUUUUGCAUUCCAGGAAUAAUUGGCAAUGCACUAACAAUAAUUGUAUUGACACAAAAGACGAUGCGAACCUCGACAAAUGCAUUCCUAAGUGCGUUGGCAAUUUCAGACAUGAUUAAAUUGAUGAAUGAUUUAAUGUACUUUAUAGUUCUUCUUAUUUCACGAUCCUAUCCGACAAUAGGCAAAACAGCAUUUGGCUAUAUUUAUCCGUACGCUCAUUUUAUAUUCAACCUUGCAGCCUGUGUUUCGUCAUGGCUGAUCGUAUCAGUUGCAGCUGAAAGAUAUCUAAUGGUAUGUCAUGCGGCACAAGCUAAAACCUUAUGUACCCGAAGGAUCGCAAUUAUUGUCAGUGCUGUUAUUUACACAUGCAUGACUAUUCUUGCCAUACCGUCAGCUAUAAGAUAUAAAACUGUAUCCUGCUUUGAUUAUAAUCAAAACAAAACGGUUUAUGACAUACACGUAACUGAAUUAUGGAUGAACGAGAAUUUCGAGACAGCUUACAAUUGGAUACAAAAUUUACUAAGAUCUGUAAUUCCCUUUUUGGUGCUAAUCAUACUUAAUACUUAUAUAAUUAACGCUCUUCGAAAAACGCGAGCCAAUCGAAGAUUUUCAGCAAGAAACAGAAUCACGUUCAUGUUAAUUAUGGUUAUUGUUGUUUUUGUAGUUUGUAUCACACCGGACGCUAUCAUGUCAGCAUGCUUCGGCUUAGGUUAUUAUGACGAAAAUCUACUCGUCAAAGGUAUUCGAGAAUUCACAGAUACACUUUUAGCUGUGAAUGCUGCAUUAAAUUUUGUACUCUACUGUUUGUUUAACAAAGUGUUUCGUGAGCAUUUCCGAACGAUAUUUUGUCAUCGUUUAGGUGGUCGACGUAUUACAAUGGAACCUGAUGAAAGUGAAUAUAGGCGGUUAUCAGAUCAAAAAAAUAACCUGUCUAUAGCAACAAAGCUAACAAUUCAAAAAACAGCUACGACACACGUUUGAAAACAUAUCUGACUGGUUGUGAGCAUAAAGAUUUUUGACAAUGUGUACGGAAAUAUCAAAAAUGUGUAAAUGUGUAUAAAUAUCUUGGUGACACAAUUCCUAAAACACUGUACAUUUAACUCCCAUUUUAAUUUCAUCAUUUUAACUCACAUUUAAGAGAAAAAAAAUGUUUACUGAAGCUAAGUUAAGUAUGGAUAAAACUAUUUGUACCACUUGGGUUUAAAAACGUUAUUAGAACACAUUUUUUUUCAGAAAGACGACUUCGAAUAAAGGCACAUGGUACUUCAGGAUUGGUUCCAUAGACAAAAUCGACAUAAAUAUAUGCAUAAACGCACAUAUAUGAUA
Messenger RNA from Octopus bimaculoides (California two-spot octopus), 2226 nucleotides. Its product is annotated as FMRFamide receptor. The record is from RefSeq and is a predicted model, not a curated record. Gene Ontology annotation, biological process: G protein-coupled receptor signaling pathway. Gene Ontology annotation, molecular function: G protein-coupled receptor activity. Gene Ontology annotation, cellular component: membrane. NCBI's taxonomy places the organism in Eukaryota, Metazoa, Mollusca, Cephalopoda, Octopoda, Octopodidae.